This is a messenger RNA of Erigeron canadensis, 1103 nucleotides long. RefSeq names its product PHD finger protein ALFIN-LIKE 1-like. NCBI's taxonomy places the organism in Eukaryota, Viridiplantae, Streptophyta, Magnoliopsida, Asterales, Asteraceae. The record is from RefSeq and is a predicted model, not a curated record. Gene Ontology annotation, cellular component: nucleus. Gene Ontology annotation, biological process: regulation of DNA-templated transcription. Gene Ontology annotation, molecular function: transcription cis-regulatory region binding; transcription coregulator activity; histone binding. The transcript is spliced from 5 exons. Bases 174 to 902 code for a protein of 242 amino acids.
AACAACAUCAAUAACCGUCACUUCAUCUCGAUCUGUUAUUUCUGUUAUAACCGUUUUCAUUUUCUCAGAUCUGAAAUAUAUAUAUUUUUUUAAAUAAUAAAUAAAUAAGUUUUUACCUUAAUUAAUUAAUUAAUUUGUUUUUUUUUUCACAAAAGUUUAUUUUAUUGCUAUUUAUGGAAAUGGCUGCAAUUUCAUCAAGUCCUCGUACUGUUGAAGAGAUCUUCAAGGAUUACAGUGCUCGUCGUUCCGGCAUCGUUCGUGCUCUCACUUACGAUGUUGAUGAGUUUUAUGCUACCUGCGAUCCAGAGAAAGAGAAUUUGUGUUUGUAUGGACAUCCAAAUGAAACAUGGGAGGUCACGCUGCCAGCAGAGGAAGUCCCUCCAGAACUUCCGGAACCAGCUUUGGGGAUCAAUUUUGCAAGGGAUGGUAUGCAGAGAAGAGAUUGGCUGUCGUUGGUGGCUGUCCAUACUGAUUCUUGGUUGUUGGCGGUUGCUUUCUACUUUGGUGCUCGCUUGAAUAGAAAUGAGAGGAAACGUCUGUUCAGCAUGAUAAAUGACCUACCCACCGUCUUUGAAGUCGUAACAGAGAGGAAGCAUUCCAAGGAGAAGCCUAAUGCAGAUAACGGCAACAAAUCUAGAUCGAGCACAAAAAGAACGAAUGAUGGUCAGGCAAAGAGCACACCAAGGGGUUAUGAUGAAGGUUAUGCAGAAGAUGAUGAUGAACAUGGAGAAACCCUUUGUGGGAGCUGUGGAGGGAAUUACAGUGGGGAUGAGUUUUGGAUUGGGUGUGACAUAUGUGAGAGGUGGUAUCAUGGUAAGUGUGUGAAAAUAACACCAGCUAAAGCUGAAAGCAUCAAGCAGUACAAAUGCCCUUCUUGCAGCACAAAGAAAGGGCGCCCGUAAGGCCAUGACAGUAAUGCCCCUUCAAACUUAUGGGACGUCUAUCUAUUUGCUAGUAGGAUCUGGUCUUUUUUCUACAACAUAUAUAGGUAUAUGUGGUUAUUGAAGUGACUUUGACUUCUUUUUUUUAGGAUAUGGUUUUGUUGCAGGAUUGUAAGUUUAGCUGUUCAGCUUAGUGAUACAGUGCUUGUCGCCCCUUUGUUA